This is a messenger RNA of Mobula hypostoma (lesser devil ray), 6992 nucleotides long. Its product is annotated as zinc finger protein 239-like. The record is from RefSeq and is a predicted model, not a curated record. Gene Ontology annotation, biological process: regulation of transcription by RNA polymerase II. Lineage: Eukaryota; Metazoa; Chordata; Chondrichthyes; Myliobatiformes; Myliobatidae. The transcript has 2 exons. Gene Ontology annotation, molecular function: RNA polymerase II cis-regulatory region sequence-specific DNA binding; DNA-binding transcription factor activity, RNA polymerase II-specific. The coding region runs from base 820 to 1677 and encodes 285 amino acids. Gene Ontology annotation, cellular component: nucleus.
CACCGCCACUGCGGGACAAUUGUUAUGAGCUCUGGAAUCACUGUUGCCUUGCAUCCUGGGAUAUUCCCUGUCCCUUCCCUUUUUCUCCCCCCCCACGAUACGUACUCGGGCCCGGGAGAGCUGUCUGCUGUUGGGGGUGGGGUCAUUUCUGUGGUGCAUGCGCAUCGCCGUGACCGUGAUGGACGGUUCUCGUUCAGAAUCACAAUCGGGUUUAAUAUCACCAGCAUACGUCGUGAAAUGUGUUACUUCUGCAGCAGCAGUACAAUGUAAUACUGUAAUUCAGUUUUUAUCACUGUGAGAUGAAGAAGUGUCUCAUCCCAGCUGGAAACAUGCUUUGUGUCUGAAAUGGAGUUUUCUCUUUGAACUCAGUGAGUCCACUGGAACCGGGGUGCUGAGAACACACCAGCAUUUGCUGAUCUGUUCUGCCUGUGGGAAGCAAUUCAUUCUGUCAUCCAAGCUGGUUGUACAACAGAAAAUUUACAGCAGUGAGAAGCUGUUCACUUGAUCCAUCUGUAGGAAGAAAUUCACUCAGAGCUGACAGGCAGACACACCAGUGAGUUCACAAGGGACAGAGACUGUUCAAUUGUUCCGUGUGUGGGAACAGAUUCACUCAAUAAUCUGAUCUGCUGAUGCAUGUGUGAGCUCUCACUGUGAAGAGGCUGUUCAUCUGUUCAGACUGUGAGAAGUGAUUCACUCAGUCAUCCCAUCCACAGACACACCAGUGAGUGCACAGAAGAGAGAGGCUGUUCACCAGCUCGGUCUGUGGGAUUCAGUCAGUCAUCCCACCCACAAACAUACCAGUCAUUUCAUACUGGGGAGAUGCUGUUUACCUGCUCUGACUGUGGGAAGGAAUUCAAUCGAUCAUCUGACCUACUGGCACACCAGUCAGUCCACACUGGGGAAAGACCAUUCACCUGUUUAGACUGUGGGAAGGGAUACACUCAGUCAUCUCAACUGAAGGUACAUCAGCGAGUUCACACUGGGGACAGGCCGUUUACCUGCGUAGACUGUGGGAAGAGAUUCACUCGAUCAACAGAUGUACUGGUACACCAGCGAGUUCACACUGGGGAGAGGCCGUUCACCUGCUCAGACUGUGGGAAGAGAUUCACUCAGUCAUCCCAACUGAAGGUACAUCAACGAGUUCAUUCUGGGGAGAAACCGUUCACCUGCUCAGAGUGUGGGAAGGGAUUCACUCAAUUAUCUCACUUACUGGUACACCAGUCAGUUCACACUGGGGAAAAACCAUUCACCUGCUCACACUGUGGAAAGGGAUUCACUCGAUCAUCUCACCUACAGGCACACCAGUCGAUUCAUACUGGGGAGAGACCAUUCACCUGCUCUGACUGUGGGAAGGGAUUCACUCAAUCAUCUGACCUACAGGCACACCAGUCAGUUCACACGGGGGAAUGGCCAUACACCUGUUCAUACUGUGGGAAGGGUUUCACUAAGCCAUCAAAGCUGAAGGUACAUCAGCAAGUUCACACUGGAGAGAGGCCAUUCACCUGCUCAGUCUGUGGGAAGGGAUUCACUCAGUCAUCUUCCCUACUAGCACACCAGCGAGUUCACACUGGGGAGAGGCCGUUCAUUUGCUCGGACUGUGGGAAGGGAUUCACUCAGUCAUCUUCCCUACUGGCACAUCAGCGAAUUCACACUGGGAAGAGGCCAUUUACCUGCUGAGGAUGUAGGAGGGGAUUCACUCAGUCAUCUUAACUUAAGCUGCAUUGGCGAGUACACACUGGAGAGAUGCCAUUCAUCUGCUCAGACUGUGGGAAGGAAUUCAAAGGUUCAUUUCAUUAUCAGUGUAUGUAUCCAGUAUACAGCUCCUGAGAUUCAUCUUGCUUACAAGACAAAAGAAAAACCAUGGAAAUCGUUGAAAGAGAAACAUUGACCCCACCCCCCCACACAAAAAACCCCAACCCUUCCCUCACACAAAAACUAACAGAUUGCCCAUACUGAAAAACGGACACUAGAACGUCAAACUCCCAAUCCCCUGCCUCUACAUGGAAGAUUGAAAUACAGGCUAACCACAUGAAAAGACAGGUUCCAGCUUUACAGGAUUUGCCUUCCCGGGUGGAGUCUCGGAAGUUGGUGCCCAAGUUCAUUGGACCCUUCAAGGUUCUCAAGAAAGUGAACCUGGUGGCUUACACCUUGCAGCUCCCUAAGACCCUCAAGAUCAAUCCCACAUUUCGCAUUUCCAAAUUAAAACCUGUAAACACUAAUCCUUUAGCCCCCACUACCGUCAGUCCUGCUACCACCAGGUUUGUCACUGAAGAACGGUUCCUCACUGUAAAAAGAAUUCUGGAUUCACGAACUGUUUGGAGUGUUCAGCAGCUCCUCAUGGACUGGGACCGGAGGAGUGGUGCUGAGUUCCUGAGACAGACAGCUUGGAUCCAGCUGUCAUCGAUGGCAAUCAGCAUAAUCUCUAAGUAACCAAGGCCGUCAGGAGUCGACCAUAGGGGAGGGGUUCCUGUAAUGACAUGCAACCAACUGCCCCAGCCUGCAGGGUUUAGAUGCUCUAACUCUCAGAAUGUGGAUAACUGGCCCGCCCUGCUAAUUGCUGGCCAUGUUUUAGAAACAUAGAAAACCUACAGCACAAUACAGGCCCUUUGGCCCACAAUGCUGUGCCGAACAUGUACUUUCGAAAUUACCUAGGGUUACCCAUAGCCCUUUAUUUUUCUAAGCUCCAUGUACCUAGGUUUUGGUGCCAGGAUUUUCAAAUUUAAAGCAUGAAGACAUUGAGCUUAUUGUUCGUCCAGGCAACUCAUACCAGCAGUCUCGACCUUUAAACACUCCUAUACCUAUGGCUCCAUGGCAUUGGGCAACCAAACCCUGGAGACUUUUACAUGUAGACUGCGCAGGCCUGCUGGAUCGUCACUGGAUGUGCUUUCUAAUUGGAUCAAGGCCAAAGCGCUGAAGAUGUUGACCAGCCAGAUGAUGAUAAACAUUUUACGCACACUAUUUUGUGUGCAUGGAACCCCCAGUUCUGUGAUAAUAGUCCCAUGUUUCCAAGUGAGGAGUUCAAAGUAUUUUUACAAGACAGUGGAGUUCGAUUGCAACAUUCACCCUUUAUCACCCAUCAUCAAAUGGUAUGGGUGAAAGAGCUGUUCAGAUUGUGAAGCAGGGAGUACAAAGGUUUAAUGGGGACAUACACAACAGGAUCAACUGGUUUUUGUUCGCGUACCGAAUAACCCCUUGAACUACCACAGCUUUCUCUCCAUCUGAGCUACUGAUGCACUGCAGGUUGCAUUUCCAAUUAAAUUUGUUGCACCUGGAAGUGGGAGACAGAUGAAAGACAAUGAAAGUACAGGACAAUUCAAAUAAGGAACAUCAGUGGGAGAUCCCAUUUAUCUUGACCCGAACCCUGAAAGCUGAAGGUGGAUGAACGGAGAAAUUGUGGUGAAAGAGGGUCAACAAGUUACUUCAACACUUCAGGAUGGUAGUGUAUACCAUCAACAUCUAAAUCCCAUCAGGAGACGACCAAGUGAAUCCCUCAUUCUAGGAUGAGCAAGUGAACAAGACAGGUUAGCACUGCAGCCAACUGAAGCAGGAUCCCCAGUUAAAAGCACUAGAUCCGAACCAACACUCAUUCCUGGGGCUUCUGGAUUGUGCUGAUCAGAACGGACCAGAAUACUGAUUGAAUAUUAUCAAGCAGGUUUCGCCUGAAAAACUAACAGGUGGAGAGAUGUCCAAUCCACUGUUACCGGUCUGUCAUAUGAUAUAACAGGAUCAGUCGAUAUUGUAGGCUUGUCCAUCUAACAAUUGAUGUUUGACCUACUAAUUCUGUGCGUGUUAGCGUGCUCAUUGUUUCUGAGUGACAAUUAGUCAAGCAGACCUAUUUGGCUGCACUGGACAUGAAACACGUUCUGUUCCAACCUCCAGGUUGAUCCUUACUUGUAACAGUACUAAGCAGAAUAUUUAUAGAAGGCAUCAUACCUAUUGUCAGUCAGCUGGAUGAGUGAGGAGUUCUUGUUAAGACAUGCAGUGGGUCAGACUGUCCGGUCUGACCUGUCCAGAAGGUGAAUGGCACUUGGAGUCCAACGGUAGAUUACAGGAUCACUGAGUGGAGUGUAUUGACAAGUUAACCUCUCUGGUGGUAGAUUCAUCAAUGAUCAACACCUCAACCCACCACACAUGUUAUCGAUAUGGCCAGUGGUUUCUGGUCGGUACCACUGGUGCCUGAAUGUCAAUCAUAAUUGGCUUUUAUAGUUGUUGGUCAACCACAGGGACUUCACAGCAGUCCUACUGUCUACCACGGCCUUGAGACAACACCUAAGGGGUUUUCCAGGCACUGAUUAAACUAUCAUACAACAUGUGGAUGAUAUCCUGAUUGCGUCUGAGACCGCAGAUAGGCAUGAACGUGAUGUACUCUACCUACUCGAUUUAUCUGGCCUUCAAGGGACACAAAGCAAGUUUGGACAAGGCACAUCUACAACAAGAAGACUUACUUGGAGGGAAAAUUUCCCAAAGCAAACAGGAAGUCACUGAGGAUCACGCAAAGGCUGUCAUAUCAGCAAAACCAAUUGCAAUACAUCAGUCCAGCAACUUUGAUCAUUUCUGCGUUUAUACAACUACAACAGCAUGGGUUGAUUCAGAUACUGAACUUAGCCAACCCCUUACUAGUCUGCUGAAAUGUAACAAGCAAUCUGACAAGUGUGGAUUGGAGCAGCAGUUUUCUGUCAAAGGUGUAAUUGAUGAGAGGGAGGCCUUUAAAAGUGAAAUUUUGAGAGUACAAAGCUUCUAUCUGUCUGGCUGACAACCACAUCUGCACCAGGUUUUCAAAAGAUAUUGAGGCCCUGGUUAGGAAAAAAAAAAGAGGAGCAUAAUAGGUAUAGACAGGUGAAACAAAUGAGUUACUUAUGGAGUAUAAGAAAUGCAAGAGAACAUUUCAGAAAGAAAUCAGGAGGGCUUAAAAAAUUAAGGCAUGAGGUUGCCAUAGCAGACAAGGUGAUGGAGAAUCCUAAGAGAUUCAUUCUGUAGAUAUGUUAAGAGCAAAAGGAUUGCAAGGGAUAAAGCUAGUCCUUUGGAAGAUCAGAAUUAUAAUGUGUAGGGAACCAAAUGAGAUGGGGGGAGAUUUAAAUGGAUUUUUUGCAUCUGUAUUUAUUCAGGAGAUGGGUACAGAACUACAGAAGUGAGGCAAAGUGGCAUCGAGGUCAUGGACCCUACGGAGAUUACAAAGGAGGAGGUGUUUGCUUUCUUGAGGCAAAUUAGGGUGGAUAAUUCACCAGGGCAUGUGUAAGUGUUCCCAAGGACCCUAUGGAAGGCAAGUGCAGAAAUUGCAGGGGCUCUAGCAGAGAUGUUUAAAUCAUCUUUAGUGUCCGUUGUGGUACUGGAGGAUUGGAGGAUAGCUAAUGUUGUUCUGCUGUUUAAUAAAGGCUCUAAAAAUAAACCAGAAAGUUACUGUAUAGGCCAGUGAAACUGACAUUAAUAAUAGGAAAGUUAUUGGAAGAUAUUCUAAGGGAUCCAGUCUUUGAGUAUUUGCAUAGAUAGGGACUAAUUUCAGAGCUUUAAAAAUCUGUGCUUCGUAGUCGUAUUUUCAGAGCAUGACAAGGGAGUUCAGAAUUCAUUAGCAGAGUCAAAUAAAAGUAAGGCAGGGGCAAGCAAAGUUGCCAUUAUUGGAGUGCAGCAGUGUUGGAGUGGAGAGACUUUUGGCUUUGGCUGAACAGGCAUGGGCGAUGUAAGUAUCUGGUCAGCUUUUUCUUGUUCAUUCUUCAUCUGUAAAUGUAUCGUUAGGGCAGUAAGAAUGGCUCCAGGGGCUGAGUUAUGUUCUUUGUGUGAGAUGUGGGAAUUCUCAGAGGUCUGGGAAUAACCACAUCUGCACCAGGUGGACCGAGCUGCAGCUCCUCAGAGAAUGCAUUAAAGAACUGGAGCUGCACCUUGAUGACCUUGGGUCAUACAGGAGACUGCAGAGGUGAUAUAUAGGAUCUACAGUGAGGAAGUCACUCCGAGGUUACAGGAGGCAGGUGAAUAGGCGACCAUCAGGAGAGGAAAGGGAAAUAGGCAGCCCAUACAGAGUGCCUCGCUUGCGCUUUUCUCAAUAACUAGAAUACAGUAUUCGAUACUGUUGGGAACAACCUACCAGUGGGGAGCCGCAGAGAUUUUGGUGCUGUAGCUCAGAAGGGAAUGAGGCAAAGGGCGAGUGUAGUGAAAAUGGGAAAUUCCAUAGUUAAAGGAGUAGAUCAGAGAGUCUGUGGAUGCGAUAGAGGGACCCAGAUGGUGUGUUGCCUCCCAGGUGCCAGGGUCAGGGUUUGUGUACAUGAUAUUCUAAAGGGGGAGAGUGAGCAGCCAGACAACUUGGUACAUUUUGGUACUAAUGGCAUAGGAAUGAAAAGAGAAGGGGCCCUAAAGAGGGAAUUUAGAGAACUAGAUAGAAAGCUGAAAAGCAGAACCUCCGGGUAACAGUCUCUGGAUUGUCUAUGCCAUGCGCAAUGAUGACAAGAAUAGGAUGAUUCGGCAGAUGAAUGAGUGGCUGAGGGACUGGUGCAUGGGGUAGUGUUUCUGAUUUAUGGAUCAUUUGCAUCUCUUCUGGGGAAGGUUUCACCCGUACAAACGUGUUGAGUUACACCCAAACCCGAGGGGGACCAAUAUCCCUCCAGGCAGAUUUGCCAGAGCAGUUGUGGAGGGGUUAAACUAAUUUAUCAGGGGGUGGGGAAUUGGAGUGAUCGGGCUGAAGAGGUAGUGUAUAGUGAGACUGUCGGGAAGGACUGGCAGAUGAUGGGGCAAAAUUGAAGAGUCAUGGAAUACUACAGCACAGAAACAGGCCUUUCCGCUUACUUGUACCAUAUCCCCCCCCAACACCACUCCCAUCCAUGUACCAUAUCCCCCCAAUACCACUUCCACCCAUGUACCUCCCCCUAAUACCACUCCCAUCCAUGUACCUCACCCUCAAUACCACUCCCAUCCAUGUACCUCCCCCUCAAUACCAACCCCAUCCAUGUACCUCCCCCUCAAUACCACUCCCAUCCAUAUACCUCCCCCUCAAUACCACUCCCAUC